Molecule: messenger RNA, 1003 nt
Organism: Acanthaster planci (crown-of-thorns starfish)
Lineage: Eukaryota; Metazoa; Echinodermata; Asteroidea; Valvatida; Acanthasteridae
Molecular function (GO): protein binding
Source: RefSeq, a predicted model, not a curated record
GUCAGCUUCAGCCUUAGAUGACUGAUCUGAAAGGGCACACCUGAUUAGCUGAGAGAGCAGACUGCUAUUCUACGUUGCAAGUUCCAGUUUAUACCAAAGCCCUUUAUUGUUGACUUAGCAGCAAGCGACACCAGGAUGAUAUUCAGCUUUACAACAACCCUUUCAGUCGCCUUUCUCCUGCGUAACAGUAUGAAGCUCCAAACUACCGAUGCUGGGCCGACUCCUGCGGACGGUGAUGAUCCUGGGUCUCAGGUGUGUCCAAUGUGCUGCCAGGGACCUGCUGGGACACCUGGAAUUCCGGGCUUACCGGGUAACCAAGGUCAGUUUGGACCUGCAGGGCCAAAGGGCGAUGCUGGGGUCAAGGGUCAGAAGGGUGAGAUUGGACCUAGUGGCGCUGUUGGGAACCCUGGUCCCAAAGGGGACGACGGAUAUGGCCUGCCAGGUAAGGUAGGUCCAAGGGGUCCAGCUGGUUUAAUCGGAGCAAUCGGAGAAUCGGGGGUCAAGGGGCAAAAGGGCGAGCCGGGGGAAACUCCUGAUAACUCCGCACACAAGAUAGCAUUCACUGUGACUCGGAGAACCACUUCGGAUACAUCGACAAGUUACAGCACCCGUUUGCCCUUCGAGCAGUCCAAGACGCUUUUGCCGGGUACCAGCUUCGAUCUGGCGACUGGAACAUUUACAUGUAAUGUACCAGGUACCUACGUGUUUGCGUUUUCUGUAUGCAAACAUUCAAGUAGCGGCAACCUUUGGGUCAAUCUUAGAAAAAACGACGACUGGGUAGUCUCUGGCGGUAGCACCGAAUCAAGUAAGAAUGAGCAGGUGUCUGGGAGUGCGGUGCUACUUCUGCAGCGAGGAGAUUCGGUGUAUUUGACCAUGUAUGGUAGGGUAACCAGUAGUUCAUCCUAUCGCUCCACCUCAUUCAGUGGACUUCUGAUUUACCCUGAAUAAACAAGAGAAAUCAUGGUCUACAUGUACACAAUUGCGUAUCUCUCUGGUGCAGAUG